AUGCCUUCCGUGGUGAACAUCGCGGAGGCGGCAGAAGCGGCGAAGCGAGUCGCCGCCGCCUUUAUGGCGGCGCGCGCUUCUGGCCAGUCCGAGGAGCAAGCCGCUGCCGCCGCGUCGUCCGUAGCCAAUCCGGAGCCGGUUAAAACACCCUCGUUCGUCAUUCCCAAGAACAAAAUCUCGAUUCCCGGGCAAUCUUUGGCAAUCGUGCCGGUUGGGGGAAGCGUUACAAAGGCUGGUGAGGAGGCGGAGGAUGAUAAGCCGAGGCGCCCUCGGAAGUGCCGGUGGGGGCCAGAUCCGCUUUUGGAUCCCGCGACGCGAAGGGGUCGCGCGCUGGCCAUUCAGACGCGAAUCGAGCAGAUCUCGUCGCAGCUGGAGCUGAACACGCUGGAGAUCGACGAGAACGAGGCCACGCGCUCGCCGUCUCCGCCGCCGAUCUACGACAACAUGGGCCAGCGCCUCAACACCCGCGAUCAAAGGAAGCGGGAUCAGCUUGACAUUGAAAAGCGCAGAGCAAUAGCUGAGUGUAUCAAUCUUAACCCCCACUUCAAGCCACCUGCGGGUUACAAGCCUGUGCUUGAGGAGGCAAAGCUCUUCGUGCCGGUCAAGCAAUAUCCGGGCUACAACUUCAUCGGCCUCAUUAUAGGCCCGCGCGGCAACACUCAAAAGCGAAUGGAACAGGAGACGGGUGCUCGUAUCGUGAUCCGAGGGAAGGGCGCAACGAAAGAAGGAAAGAAAGACAAGUACCAGGAGGGGGCGAGCGAGGACCUCCACGUGUACAUCUGCGCGGACAAGCUGGAGAAGGUGGAUGCUGCUGUUGACAUGAUCGAGCCGCUUCUGACCCCCAUUGACGAAUGGAGGAACAUUCACCGGCGCAAGCAGCUGAGAGAGCUCGCGCUGAUGAACGGAACGAUGAAGGACGUGCAGCAGGUGUGCUUCCUGUGCGGGGAGCCGGGCCACAAGGACUUUCAGUGCCCCAAGGAGAAGCUGCAGACCUUCAACGCCAAGGUCACGUGCGCCAUCUGUGGAGAUGGAGGCCAUCCGACCGUUGAUUGCCCCAGGAGGAGGGCCGGAGGGCCGCCACUCCUUGGAGCUUGUCUCUACCCCCCUCUCUCCCUAAGAUGGCCCUGCGUCUCCCAGAAUCUACUUACCUCACCUCGUCCCUCGCCCCUGUCUGUGUUCCCCCUUUUCCUCUCUCUCCUCCCACAGGGCAAGGGUAUGGAUCAGGAGUAUCAGUCCUUCCUCUGCGUACUGAGCAGCUGCUCACCUCUCCGUGUAUCCCUGUGCGCGCCCCUCUCUCUCCUCCCACAGGGCAAGGGUAUGGAUCAGGAGUAUCAGUCCUUUCUCAACGAAAUCAAUGCAGGCACAGGCGGGCCGGACGGAAGGGGUGAUGGUAGGGGGGAUGGGAGAGGCGAUGGUGGUAGGGGAGACGGCAGAGGGGAUAGUAGGGGGGAUAGCAGGGGCGGUUCUUAUGGAGAUAGGAGGGGUGGAGAUGGGUACAGGGGUGGUGGUGAUGGGUACAGGGGCGGGGACGGGUACAGGGGUGGUGACAGUUACAAUCGCGGCGGUUACAGUGACAGUGGUUAUGGUGGUAACCGUGGGGGGCCAGGGGGAGGGGGAGCGCCGGGGGGAGGUUCGUACCCCCCUGGGCGGGGCCCCCCAGGGGGUCCUCCCCCCGGGUCCUACCCCCCGGCAGGCAUGGGCGGACCUCCCCCCGGCCGCCCUGCGCCCUCGUCAUUCCCACGCCCUUUCGCCCCAGGGCAGGGUCCCCCCGGAAUGCCAGGUCAGCAGCCAGGUCAGCAGGGAGGAAACGCGUACAGCCACGUGGGCAUGCCAGGUCAGCAGCCUAUUCGCCCAAGCCUGACGCCUGGUCCCCCUAUGGUUCCCCGGGGGCAGGGUCCCCCGCCCGUGGGGGGGUAUCCUGCAGUGGGGGCGGGGGGAGCGCCCCCUGCCACAGGCCCAGGGGUCAAGCUGCCGAGAAUGGACGGUGGGCCCACAGACGCCCCCUCCUCCUACCCGCCGCCCCAGCAGCAGACAGGACAAGGAAUGCCGCCCCGUCAGCGCACAGGGAUUGGGUACCAGGCCCCUCCUCUUGGUCCGUCUGGGUACGGCCCUCCCCGCCCCGCACCUGGGUACGGACCUCCCUCCGGACCUCCCACCGGACCUCCAUCUGGUCCUCCCGGGCCAUCUGGGCCGGCCGGGUAUGGCCCUCCUUCCGGACCUCCUUCCGGACCUCCCUCCGGACCUCCUUCCGGACCUCCUGGACCGUCUGGUUCGGGGUAUGGAGCACCACCACCUGGCCCGUCCACUGGGCAGAGCUAUGGGGGCGCGCAGGGGCAGGGGUAUGGGCAGGGAUAUGGGCAGGGGUCCGCGCAGGGGCAAGGUUAUGGCUCCGCGCAGGGGCAGGGGUAUGCGCCUGGCCCAGCCCCAGGGGGAGCUUAUGCCCCGCCUGCUUCCGCUGGCCAGCCUCCUUUCACCCCUCCAGCUGGCGCCCCCCCUCCCUACAUGCCCGGACGUCCCCCCAUGCCGGGCAGCGGUUUCGGUGGUAACCAGUUCGCGCCUCCCCCUCAGUGGGGGCCUGGGCCCCCCCAGGGGUUCGGGGGACCUGGGGGAAUGGGGGGACCUGGUGGCCCCCGCCCUGCCUGGGGACCCGGGGGAAUGGGGGGACCGGGGGGAAUGGGAGGAAUGGGGGGACCGGGGGGGAUGGGGGGACCUAGGGGGCCUGGGGGAGCUCCGCCUUCCCCCUUUGGCCCUGGUGGCGCUCCUGGGUUUGGGCAAGGGGGUCCGCCUCCCCCCUUCCCUGGGGCUGUGGGGGCGCCUAGGUUUCCUGGUCCGGGUGGUUACCAGCAGGGGGGUCCGGGUUUCGCGGGUGCUAGGCCCCCUGCUGCCCCGUCUGCGCCUGCAGGCGGACAGGGAGAAGAGGAUGCCGAGUAUGAGAAGCUGAUGGCGUCCAUUGGGGUGCAGUAG
This is a messenger RNA of Closterium sp. Yama58-4, 2964 nucleotides long. The record is from the annotation of a GenBank genome assembly. Lineage: Eukaryota; Viridiplantae; Streptophyta; Zygnematophyceae; Desmidiales; Closteriaceae.